This is a messenger RNA of Physella acuta, 1900 nucleotides long. RefSeq names its product centriolin-like. Gene Ontology annotation, molecular function: GTP binding. The record is from RefSeq and is a predicted model, not a curated record. NCBI's taxonomy places the organism in Eukaryota, Metazoa, Mollusca, Gastropoda, Physidae.
GUCCCGAACAGGAAGUAGAUAAUAGUUGCAUUCUAACGACGACGAUAAACUUGUCAUUAAACACCGAAUGUGUUUGCUUAAUGUUAAGUUAGUCGUGAAAGCACAAACAAGUUUGGUUUAGUCAGUCAGGCUUGUCGUUAUACAGUCAAAAGGUUUGGUUUAACGACUGGUUAAGUUAAACAGUCAACAGGUUAAGUUCAACGACAAGUCAGGUUUGUGGAUAAACCAUCAACAUAUUAGGUUUAACCACCAGUUAGGCUUAUGGUUAACCAGCAUGGCCCAGGCUUGUGAGCGACAGAAACAAUUUGUUCAACAGAAACUCCAGCAGCUAGAGGAGGAGAGAAAAGCUCUACACUCUAACCUAGAUGCUUACGUUGAUAAGGUGUUAAAGAAAGUGAAGGAAUUUAUGAGCCAUCAAGAGGGAAGCCAGAAAGAAUUUCUUGAGAUUUGUAAUUUAAUCGACAGUGCAAUCAUUUACCUGAUAGGAAAACUAGACUCGGUUACAGUCCAAAAUGAAUCGUGCAAGGCUGAACAAGACACACAAAAUGACUAUCACGAUGAAGUCCUGUCUAAAGCACUGACUCGACUUGACGCCCAGGAAAGGGACAUCAACUCACUGAAGGAAAGGGCGGACAACUCUCAAGAAAAGUUCAACGAGUUCAGCAAAUGGAAACUACGGGUGACAACCCAGCUGAUGGAGAUGAGAGCAAAGUUGGAGGAGAUUGAUCAGCGGCAGCUGAACGUCGUGAAAAGCGUCAAGGGACAAAUUAAAGUUAGCGAACAGGCUGAGAAAGAUAAGGCUGAAAAAGAAAAGGUUGAAAAAGAAAAGGCUAAAAAAGAAAACGCUGAUAAAGAAAAGGUUGAAAAAGAAAAGGCUGAAAAAGAAAAGGCUGAUAAAGAAAAGGCUGAAAAAGAAAUCACUGAAAAAGAAAAAGUCAACGAGGUAAAACAUGGUAAGGAACCCAUAAGGCUUAUGGAGGAUAAGGAAGAAUUGGCUAGCCAGAUCCGGAGUCUGAAAGAAAGCCAGCACACCCUGAAGAUGGAACUGGAUUUGGUCACAGUGAAGCUAGCGACUCUCGAGGCUAACGUUAACAUGGCAAGCUGUGACGUCAGGGACUUGAGCUGCAAGAUGGCGGGGCUGGAGAACCAGGUCAGAAAGCACACAGCCAGCAGUAAAGAUGGUGUUGAUGGAAAGGGCAAGUCAGAAAUAAACAUUUUGAUGAUAGGAAAAUCAGGACAAGGAAAAAGUUCAACUGGAAAUUCCAUUCUCGGCAGCUCCGUCCUAGCAGGAGCUUGUGUAGAGGGCAGCAAGUCUAGAAGCGAGAUCGCCACGGCCGUGAUGGACGGCUACACCAUCACCGUGGUGGACAACCGCGGCAUCUACGAGUGCUUCACCUGCGAUGAUCUGGGUUUCGCCUCAUCGCACGUCAACCCCGUCGUGUCUGACGCCAAGAAAGAACAGCUCACUCUCGCGUUUUCUCUCUGUCCCAAAGGUUUCAACGCCGUGUUGUUUGUGUUUAAGUACGGUACAAAGUUCAGCAUGGAAGAUCAAAGCUGCCUUAAACGAUUGAAACAAGUCUUGGGAGACGACUUCAUCCACAAGUUCGGUGUUCUGGUCGUGACGUGCGGUGACUUGUUUGAGUAUAACCAGAAGCAGAACAAGAAGCCGAGGUCGUUCAGCGAGUGGAUAGAGCACCCGAAAAACGAUCUGAGAGAGUUGUACCUGGAGUGUGGCAAGAGAGCCGUACUGUUCUACAACUCCACAACAGAUAAAACCCAGAGGACGAAACCUGUCUUUCAGCUGUUGGAGUUGAUACAGAAAUCUAAAUAUUCUGGUCAACGCUUGCUGUACUCACGAUAGAUAGUUCUAAUUAAUACAACAUAGCUACAUUUACAUAUA